GAACUUUGUGUGACAUCACCGGACACGCUCGGAGCGUCCAAACUUAUCAUUGGGCGCGCAUGGAGCGCGCGUAUGCACGCCGGGCGAUUUGGCGCACUUUUCCUCGUCGCGAUGAAGCGCCAUUAUGGCGAGGAGUAGCAAGUCGGCAGCGGCGAGGACUCUGGAGGAUUUGACUCUGGACUCGGGUUAUGGUGGAGCCGCCGACUCCUUCAGGUCUUCCAGCGCGUCUCUGUGCUGCUCGGAGGCGCAUGGGGGGAACUGCUGGCAACUGACGGACUCCAUGCACAGUCGAAACAACAGCCCGGACACUGUCAACACGGUUCUGGUCGAAGACGCCGAGAUCCUGGAGUGCGGCGGCCAGUGCGCGAAACUAGCCGAGCUUGACGAUGUGCCGUGGAGCCUCGGGGAGGUGGCGAGAGCCCUGGAGACGGCCGAGGGAAUGAGCGCGCCGAGCCCGCCGCAGGACGUCCUGCUGCGGCUGUCGGCGCUGGCCGGCCGGGUCCUGGUCAGGGUCGCCAAGGAGGCGCAGCGCUUGAGUUUGCGUUACGCCAAAUGCACCAAAUACGAGAUCCAAAGCGCCGCCAAGAUGGUCCUGUCGUGGGUCGUCUCCGCGAACUGCAUCGGCGCCGCCCUCGGCGCCCUGUCCCUGUACGACAUGAGCACCGACGACGACAAGUUCGGCCGCGGCAAGUCCGUGCGCUGCGGGCUCAUCUUGAACGUGGGCAAAUUCUUCAGGUGGAUGGUGGAGAGCAGACUCGCGGCCAGGAUCCACGAGCACGCCGCCAUCUAUCUGGCGGCCUGCAUGGAGAGCCUCUUCCGCCAGAUGCACGCGCGGGCGCUGCGCAGUGCGCCGCUGCGACGGGACAACGGGAUCCCCAAGUUGAGCGUGGAGAGCCUGGAGCAGGCCGUCGGCGGCGACGCCGAGCUGUGGGGGUCGCUGCAGCACUGGCAGCACCUGACCUGUGGGAAGAACGCCAGCGGUGUGCUCAGCCUACCUGAAGGUUUGACUCUGCAGCAGCGAGACGCAAAGAACGGCGAGGGGAACGCCUGCAGCCCAUCUGAACUGCGCGCCGUUGAACAGUGCUUACUGGCCACACGAGUCGGCAGCAUCUCUGAGCUCAGUGAUAUGGUGUCACGGGCUAUGCACUACCUACAGCCACUGUACACCAAGAACCACAAUAAUGGGACACCCAUCCACCAGAAGAGUGCGGUAAUACACUGGGCCCCCGAGGCCAUCUACACACUGUGUUACUUCAUGCACUGCCCCCAGAUGGAGUGGGAGAACCCCAACGUCGAGCCAUCAAAAGUUACCUUACAAACUGAGAGGCCGUUCAUGGUGCUGCCGCCUCUGAUGGAGUGGGUACGUGUGGCUGUCGUUCACGCUGAGCACAGGCGGAGCUUCUCUGUGGACAGCGAUGAUGUGCGGCAGGCUGCCAGGCUGCUGCUGCCUGGAGUGGACUGCGAGCCCCGCCAGCUCCGAACGGAUGACUGCUUCAGCGCCUCAAGGAAACUGGAUGCUGCCUCAACUGAGGCGAAGUUCCUGCAGAACUUGGGCUUCCAUAUGCUCAGUUGCGGACGCACAGACCUGGUGAAGCAGGCUAUCAACCUGCUGGGUCCGGAUGGUAUCAACAGCAUGAGUGAGCAGGGGAUGACCCCACUCAUGUACGCUUGUGUCCGCGGAGACGAGGCCAUGGUGCAGAUGCUGCUGGAUGCUGGAGCUAAUAUUAACAGUGAGGUGCCAAACACAGUGCACAAGCACCACUCAGUCUUUCCCGAAACGCGCCAGGCGACGCCCCUCACUUUUGCUGUGUCACAUGGACAUGUGCCUGUGGUGCAGGAGCGCAUGGUGAGAUCAGUCAACGUGAACGAUACUUCAAAGCUGCUUCUGGAUGCCAAAGCCAACGUGGAGGGCUCCCUGCAGGACGGGAUGGAGAACUACACUGAGACCCCGCUGCAGCUGGCCGCUGCCGCAGGUAACUUUGAGCUGGCGAGCCUGCUACUGGAGCGGGGGGCCGACCCCAUGUUGGGAACCAUCUCUCGCAAUGGCAUCUCCACUGCGCCACAGGGAGAUAUGAACUCCUACAGCCUGGCAGCCGCGCACGGCCACAGAAAUGUUUUUCGGCAGCUGUUGUCUCACACGGAGAAAGGCAAAGGAGACGUCUUAUCCCUGGAAGAGAUUCUGGCAGAAGGAUCGGAGCCGGAGGGAAGAAGUUCAUCUGAGACGGACCUAAUCCGUACAGGGAAGGCCAAACUGAAAGCCCUGAAAGAAGCCAUGUACCACAGUUCAGAACACGGACAUGUAGACAUCACCAUAGAUAUACGGAGCCUUGGGGUGCCGUGGACUUUGCACACGUGGCUGGAAUCUCUGCGCACAUGUUUCUCCCAGCAUCGACGUCCACUGAUCCAGGGUCUUCUCAAAGAAUUCAUCUGCAUCGAGGAAGAUGAGUACACCGAGGAGCUCGUCACGCACGGCCUGCCUCUCAUGUUCCAGAUCCUCGGAGCCAGCAAGAAUGAAGUGAUCAGCCAACAGCUGUCAGCCAUCUUCACCCAGUGUUACGGGCCCUACCCGAUCCCAAAACUGGCAGAGAUUAAACGCAAACAGUCAUCGCGCCUCGAUCCUCACUUCCUGAACAAUAAAGAGAUGUCAGAUGUGACUUUCUUGGUGGAGGGGAAGCCUUUUUAUGCCCACAAAGUCCUGCUCUUCACAGCCUCCAACAGGUUCAAAGCUCUUCUUGCAAAUAGGCCUUGUGGUGAAAACACCUGCAUUGAAAUUAGCCAUGUCAAAUACCACAUUUUUCAGCUUGUGAUGCAGUAUCUCUACUGUGGAGGAGCAGAUGCUCUGCACAUUAGGAACCCUGAUGUUAUGGAGCCAUUCAGAGGUGGACCUGCUGGUGUGUUUUGGAUCAUCGUCCUGCUACAGAACCCAAGUUCCUUUCAUCUUGAGGUCACGGACAGACGGCCGGACAUUCUCCUUGAGGAUUUUUGGCUUUUGUCGGCGUCGAAGUUCUUCCAGUUGGAGGCACUGCAAAGGCACUGUGAGAUGAUCUGCACGAAGAACAUAAACACAGAGACUUGCGUGGAGAUCUACAACCACACGAAGUUUUUAGAUGCACCAGACCUAGCAUCCUACCUAGAGGGCUACUUCCUAAAGAACAUGGUCAUGCUGAUAGAGCUGGAGCCUUUCAAACAGCUGCUGUAUGAAGUACCUCCAGAUAGUCCCAGCUUCAACACCUUGCAGAACUUGGAGAAAAGGCUGGCUGUCCGCAUCCAGUCCAUCCACUUGUCCUCAUCCAAGGGAUCCAUUGUUUGAACUCCUAAACUUAUAAAAACAAUUGCAGACUUGGAAACGCAAGGGAUGAAUACAACUGGGGAAUCUUUGCAAUAAAAACACAAAUAAAUGUGUGUGUGUGCGUGCGUGCGUGCGUGGGCUGCCUUGUUGCAGUUUCUGUCAGCCUCUUGAUGCUUUUUAGCAGACACUCAGUUCUGGUGGAGGCUGUCUCCUCCGGCGUAGUGGUGACACUCAUACAAUAGCUGUACUUUCCCACAAAAAUGGACAAUAACAAAAUACGAUCCAUGUCAUCCAAAUACUUCUCAGCUCAUUGCUGUUUAUUCCAUCAUGAUGUUGACCUGUGGACACGGACGGGAAGGAUGCGGUUCCAUGUUUUGAGAUAUUUGGGCUUUUUUUAUAAACAGAUAUACCACUGAUGAUCCUUCCUGGGCUGUGAGGAAGACUUGCUGGUGUCUAAUGUUGUGAUUACUUGCUAAUGCAUUUGUGGUAAGUAAUAUAUUUGUACUGUCAGUCCUGAUGAUUACUCUUUCAGGCCAAAUAGCUGACCUGUAACAUAACAUAAAGUGGCGUCCAUCAUGUUUCAUGUGGAAAUCAGAAAUUCAGUUUCCUCAAUACUCUGUAAAUAGGGUUGAUAAAAGCGGUUCAAUCAAUAAUGUGCGUCACUGUAAAUAUCCACAGAUGUUUUCUCAUGUGUCUUACUGUUGAGUAUUGCUGUUAUAACAACAACGAAAAGAAUCUUAUCUGUGUGUAAAUGUCGCAUGUCAAAGGGAGAGCGUGUUGGAGGAUUGAGGCCUUUGCUUUGUCUAAGCGGGAGUAAUAAGUGAGUAUUGAUUUGUCAUCAGCAUGGGUCACUAAAUGUGUCACAAAACCUAAA
Messenger RNA from Phycodurus eques (leafy seadragon), 4163 nucleotides. RefSeq names its product BTB (POZ) domain containing 11b (gene abtb3b). The record is from RefSeq and is a predicted model, not a curated record. The coding region runs from base 125 to 3310 and encodes 1061 amino acids. Lineage: Eukaryota; Metazoa; Chordata; Actinopteri; Syngnathiformes; Syngnathidae. The transcript has 19 exons. Gene Ontology annotation, molecular function: protein heterodimerization activity.